CAACCACAAGGACAACAUUGUCUACUGGGACACACAGUGCAGGAAUUCCCAAAUUCGUUACUCCGCUCAUAUCUUCCACGACUUGCACACGAACGAACGGGCCCCGAGUCGCAACUUGCCCGUCUCUAGGGCUAUAUCGAGGCAAAAGACGAAUUGGAAUUGGAACGAUUGGAGGGAGCAACACCCACAUCACGCACAUUCAAGAAUCAUCUCUCUAAUCGGUGGUGGAAGAUACAGAACGAGGGGACCUACAUCCAUCCACGCCACGAAUAAUCCGAGAUUUCGAAACGCUCCCUUUUUUGCUCCAAGAAGAAACUUGAAAGAGAUUUGGCACUCGGGCAUUCAGAAGACCCUGAAGCUUCAAUUCAACUUUUUCAACCAACCAAGUUUCUCACCGGUACAACCACUGUCAACAUACCACAGCAUACUAUACAACCCUGAACAAUGGCACCUACUACACUCGGCGUCGCACCAGGAGAACCCAAAGAAUCGCCCAAACCACAACCAAUCGGCAACCAACCUCUCAUCUUCCUAAUCACAACAUGUACACUCUGUGGGCUCUUUCUAUUAUGGAGAAAAGCAGAGGCAGUUCGGAGGGUUGUUUCUCAUAGAUUGAAAACAUUCAGGAGACCAGAAGGCCAGAUCCGACUAAGCGAAGACGAUGGACCAUCCGCAACGCUCUUCCUGGGCGACGACUUUGACGACGACAACGCACACAUCGACGCUAGCGAUACCGAUACUCUUUCUGAGCAAAUGAGACGUGCUACACAAGCAUGGAGAGAACCCAAUAUCCUCCACCUCAUCGAAUCUGAACCGAACACCCCGAUACCUGCGCAACUGCAGCCGCAAGCUAGGGAACCUGCGGAACUGCAACCGCUUUCGACAACCUCACCAGCGCCCGCGCCAACGUCAACGGCGAAUCCAACCCCUAUACCCAGCAACAUGGCCUCUACAGCUCCACCAUCUUGA
Molecule: messenger RNA, 969 nt
Organism: Coprinopsis cinerea okayama7#130
Lineage: Eukaryota; Fungi; Basidiomycota; Agaricomycetes; Agaricales; Psathyrellaceae
Exons: 3
Coding region: 445-969 (174 amino acids)
Source: RefSeq, a predicted model, not a curated record